Molecule: messenger RNA, 14172 nt
Organism: Trichechus manatus latirostris (Florida manatee)
Lineage: Eukaryota; Metazoa; Chordata; Mammalia; Sirenia; Trichechidae
Gene: CHD9
Product: chromodomain helicase DNA binding protein 9
Exons: 39
Coding region: 3470-12184 (2904 amino acids)
Molecular function (GO): ATP binding; ATP-dependent chromatin remodeler activity; protein binding
Source: RefSeq, a predicted model, not a curated record
UGAGUUUGAACCACCGACCUUUUGGCUAGUAAUUGAGUGCUUAACCAUUUGCCCAUUUUUGUUUUAGAGUGUUUGUAUUUUCUUUUUGAUUUAUAGGAAAUCUUGAUGUUUUAGGAAAUAAGCACUUCAUGAAUGAGUGAGUUGCAAAUAUUUUUUCCCAGUUUGCCAUUUCUCUUUUGUAAUCUAAUCUCAGAAUCUUUUCAUAAAGUUUGUUAAUUUAAUUUAUAUAAUCUAAUUUAUGAAUUUUUAAUGACAUCUGAAUGUUUAUUCCAUGCAUAGAAACCAAGGUACCCAUUUCCAUGUUUUCUUCUAGUAUUUUCAUGGUUCCAUUUUUGUUAUUAACGUCUUUGAUCCAUUUGAAAUUUAUCUUGGUUUAAGAAACUAGUUAUGGGUCUAUUUUUUUCCAGAUAAUCAGUUUAUUUAUUUUAUAGUCCAUCUUUUCACCGUUUUGAAAUACUGAAUUCCUACAUAUGUUUAGAUCUAUUGUUAGACUUUGUGCUUUGUACUAUUUGUCUGGUUUCUCAUGUCCCACUAUGACAGUGUUUUGACACAUGAAAUUUUAUAAUGCUUCAAUAUUUGGUAGUGUUAGUCUUUCCCUGUUUUUCUUCUCUUUCAGAUCUUUUCUGUCUUUGCUUUUUGUUUAUUUUUUUCUGUAUUAACUGUAGAACCACCUUGUCUAACUCUAAAAUGUUGGAAUUUUUAUUGAGACCACAUUAAUUUCAUAAAUUAAUAUAAGGAGAGUUCACAUAUUUGUAAUAUUGAGUUUUCUUUUCAAGAACAUGGCAUAUAAUGAAUUUGAAUUAGUUGCCAACAUUUAAAAAUCAGGAAAAUUCUCAUAAAAAUUUGGAUUUCCAGCUCCUCUUUGAAAAUUAGAACCAACAAUCCACUGAAGGUGACUAUUGGCUGCCCCCUUUAGGUGAGCCUUGUAUUUUCUAGCUAGCCACAGUUCUCUCUUGGUCACUUCCCUCAUGUAUGUUACCUGCCUGGUCUCUGUAGAAUUUGCAACCCAGAUGUACUUGAGAGAGUUGGUUAUCUGUGCUAAAAACAGGACUUCAUAGUUAGAACUAAUCAGAUCUGAUCCAUUGUAUCAUCCUCUUCUGAUUGUUUUGUAUCUUGGUUCUGUUAAUUAUUCUUUUGUCUUUCCAAUUUAAAAUCACCUGUUAAGCAAACUUUCUAUACCUUCAUUUAAGUCUGAUAUUGAACAGGACAGGCUGAGGACAGAAAUUCUGCAUUACACCACUAGAGAGUUAAUUACAGUGAAACCUGUGAGAGCAGAAGUCAAUGGGACUGCCACGUCUUUCUGGGUCUUUCAGGUUUUCAGCCCUUGAUAGGGUAUAGUCUAACCAGUUUUCUAUCACUCAUUUUAGUGGAAAAUAUUUGAGUUUUCCUUCUCUGACAGGUUUCCACCUUACCCAGGUUCUGGCUUUUGCAGGUUUUACUGUAGUGCUACUUGGAUAUGGCAAUUCAACUAGUUACUAGUAUAUUGUCACAUAACUUUAUUAGCAUUAAGCUAGUAAACCUUGUCAAAUACUGAACUAUCUACUAGUCGUAUACUUAGAAACCUUGUAGGAACCCUCAGGAGAUGAGUAAUUUUGGGCCAAUAGCUGAGACUUUAAACAUUUAACCUUUUAUUUUGGCCACUUUGAGUAUAAUUUUUCACAUUUGAAUAAACUGGCAAUAUUUAGCCUGUAGCGUGGUAUAAAGAAGCUUUAGGGGAAACAUAAGUCUUCAAGAAUUUAAAUGUUUGUGUAAAAAAGAGGAAUGUAUUUUUUUUUUAAGAAACGAUCUCAAAGGGGACACUUACAAAGCCAGGGGGGAAAUUAACUUGAUGUAAAGAAGAACUUUCUAACAGGUAUUCAAGUAUAGUUUGAAUGUAUUUAUAGGAGCUAUUUCUAGAAUUUUGGAAACCCCGGUGGCGUAGUGGUUAAGCGCUAUGGCUGCUAACCAAAAAGUCAGUGGUUCGAAUCCACCAGGCGCUCCUUGGAAACCAUAUGGCACAAUUCUGCUCUGUCCUGUAGGGUUGCUAUGAGUUGGAAUCGACUCAAUGGCACUGGGUUAUUUCUAGAAUUUAACGGACCAAUCUUUAAAAAAAACAAAGAAAUGGUGAGCUGACUUAAGUUUUCCAGCUUUUUAUUUUGCUUUGUAUAUAGAGAUAUUAUUUAAAAUGACUAAUACCCCUAUCAUUAUCAUUUUAUUAAAAAAAUGUUUCUGGGGUACAAUUUUAGUAUUGUUCACUGUCAUUGGAAGUGUUGCUAUUGGCUACCUAAAAAAUAUUUUAAAUGUUAAUAGCCACCAGUGAGAAUAAUUUCACCAUAGUAAAUAAUGUUAGUCAACUGUUAAGCCAGAAAGGAAAUUUGAAUCAGUGAAAUAGCUCCUCAUUGUCUCUAGGAUAAAGUCUGGAUUUCUUAACAUGACUGGUAGACACCCUGAGAUCUGGCCCUGCUUACACCUCUAGACUUCUCUCUCUAGUCUCUCUGGCUACUUGGCAAUACUACACUAUUGAGUAGUUUCUGAAAUGCCAUGUCCCGCUUUAUCUCUGGGCAUUUCUACACUGUUCCCACUGUACUCUUGCCAGUUUUAGGUACAAUGGAAGGCAGUAAGCAAUUGUAAAAGCACCAUUUAGUACUCUAACAGGUGUUACAGCUUACUGGUGGAGACAGUAUUUUGCUUUUAUUUAGCACUUUAUAAUUCACCUUUGAAGUAGACAGUACUGUAGUGAGUAGAUCAGGUUUUUGUUGUUAUUUUCUUUAAUGUACUAAAACAAAAGUUAUAUGAUGAUCUCAAGGUCACACAGUUAGAAGGUGGUCGAGCCAAGGCUCAGGUCUAGUUUUUUGUUUGUUUGUUUGUUUUAUUUAAAUUUAAUGUAGUCUUUCAUUCAUUUAACAAAAUUUAUUGUGCCUAUUACUUUCCAUUGCUUUAUUUUCCCCUUUUCUGCUUUUGUAUGUCCUCAAUGGCCAUACUGUUCCUUAAACACAUACUUCCUUGCUUCCAUUCCUUUACUUCUUCUGAAUCUUUUUCCUGGACUUCCCUUUCCAGCCCCUUUAUGAGGACCACCUGAAGUACUGCUGUUGGAAUACUUUUCUGAAUAACUUGCUGAGGAUGCACUCUUCCCUUUGUAAAUCACCUUAUAGAUGAACUUGUGUCUCUCUUGGACCACAUUUACUAUACUUUGUUCUGUAUAAUGUGAUUUUCUUAUGCCUCUCUUCCCUUUAGAUUCCUCAUCAUCUUGCAGGCAGGGACUUUUGUAGUCCCUGCACACGUGCUUUGGAUGUAAUGGACUGUCCAUAAAUAUUUGCUCAAUUAAGUAAAUUUUGACACUUCAUGACAUGUCAUUAUCUAGAGCAAUAAUGAACAUUGGCCUGUUUUGGAUUAGUUGAUGACCUUCGGAAAUGAUCCAGUAUCUGCUGCAGAGAAGCUGAAUAUACUCCAUUUGGAGUGAACAGCCCAGAUUGUUAACUGAAGUUUCAAGAUGACAGAUCCAAUGAUGGACUUUUUUGAUGACGCCAAUCUUUUUGGUGAGACCUUAGAAGGUUUGUCAGAUGAUGCAUUUGUACAACCAGGACCUGUUUCACUAGUUGAUGAAUUGAACUUGGGUGCAGAAUUUGAACCUUUGCACAUAGACUCACUGAACCAUGUUCAGGGUACUCCAACACAUCAGAAGAUGACUGAUUUUGAACAGUUAAAUCAGUUUGAUUCACUGAAAUUUCAUCAGGUUAAUCAGUCUUUCGGUAGCCCAGCUGAACACGUGUUAUCUCCACACUCUCAGUUUAAUUGCUCUCCGAUCCACCCCCAAAACCAAUCCAAUGGUUUGUUUCCGGAUGUAGCAGAUGGCAGUCCAAUGUGGGGCCAUCACACAGCCACUAGCAUUUCAAAUCUAAAUGGGUCACCGUUUCACCAACAAGGACAUUCACACUCUAUGCAUCAAAAUAAAAGCUUUGUGGCACACCAUGACUUUGCCUUAUUUCAGGCCAAUGAACAACAAACACAGUGUACGUCACUACGCUUACAACAAAACAGAAAUAAUCUUAACCCAGGGCAAAAUUCUCUUAGCCAGUCUAAAAAUUUUAUGGAUGUUAGUGUUUCUGGUCCACAUAGAGUCAGUGUUAACCACCCACCACAAAUUACUAAUGCAUCUACUUCACAACAGUCUCUUUCGAUGCAGCAAUUUUCUCAAACGUCAAAUCCUUCAAUCCACUUCCUCAAGUGUAGCAAUCAUCAAGAAGGAAAUUUUAAUGGACCUUCUCCAAAUAUGACUUCUUGUUCUGUUAGUAAUUCACAGCAGUUUUCUUCACAUUAUUCCUUUUCCAGUAAUCAUUUAUCAUCAAACAGUCUUCUUCAGUCCUCUGCAGUUCUUGCUUCUAAUCAUACAAAUCAGACUUUAUCUGAUUUUACUGGAAAUAAUUCUUUUUCACCUCAAAGGGGAAUCAAGCAAGAAUCCACUCAGCAUAUCCUAAACCCCAAUACAUCGUUGAAUUCUAAUAAUUUCCAAAUGUUACAUUCGUCACAUCCUCAGGGUAAUUAUAGCAGUUCAAAGUUAUCUCCUGUGCACAUGAACUUCCCAGAUCCUGUUGACUCAGGAACUCAAAUGGGCCAUUUCAAUGAUCGUGUAGAAACUAAUGGCUUUUCAUCUUUAGAAGAGAAUUUACUUCAUCAAGUGGAGUCUCAAACCGAGCCGUUCACAGGACUUGACCCAGAGGACCUUCUUCAGGAGGGUCUGCUUCCCCAAUAUGAUGAGUCAACAUUUGGGCAAGAUAGUUCAAGUCAUGUCUUAGAUCAUCACCUUGAUCAGCAGUUUACUUCACAUCUUGUAACACGGCCUUCGGAUAUGGCUCAAGCUCAGUUGCAAAGUCAUGCUCAGAGCUGGCAUUCAUCACUUUCUAAUCAUCAGCACUUACAUGACAGAAAUCACCUGUGUUUACAGCGACAGCCUCCAUCUUCCAAGAAGAGUGAUGGUUCUGGGACAUAUACUAAGUUGCAGAAUACCCAGGUGAGGGUCAUGUCUGAGAAGAAGCAGAGAAAAAAGAUGGAAUCAGAAAGCAAGCAAGAAAAGGCUAAUCGUAUAAUAUCAGAGGCCAUAGCAAAAGCAAAGGAGCGUGGGGAACGCAAUAUUCCACGAGUAAUGAGCCCUGAAAACUUUCCUAGUGCUUCAGUUGAAGGAAAAGAAGAAAAGAAAGGCAGAAGGAUAAAAUCCAAGCCGAAGGACAAAGAGAGCAAAAAAACAAAAGCUUGUUCCAAAUUAAAAGAGAAGACAAAAAUUGGCAAACUCAUUAUUACAUUGGGUAAGAAACAAAAAAGAAAGAAUGAGUCUUCAGAUGAAAUAUCUGAUACGGAGCAGAUGCCACAGCAUGCGCUGAAAGAUGAGGACUCUCAAAAAAGAAGAUCAAAUCGACAAAUUAAAAGAAAAAAAUAUGUAGAAGAAGCAGAAGGGAAACAAUGUGAAGAAGCAGUUAAAGGUUCUAUGAAAAUAAAAAAGAAUUCAGCUCCUUUACCUGGUGAACAGCCCUUACAAUUAUUUGUGGAGAACCCCAGUGAAGAAGAUGCUGCAAUUGUGGACAAAAUAUUGUCUUCUAGAAUUGUGAAAAAGGAAAUAUCCCCUGGAGUGAUGAUUGAUACAGAAGAAUUUUUUGUAAAAUACAAGAAUUACUCCUAUCUUCACUGUGAAUGGGCUACAGAAGAGCAGCUUUUGAAAGAUAAAAGGAUCCAGCAGAAAAUCAAACGAUUUAAAUUGAGACAAGCACAAAGAGCACAUUUUUUCUCAGACAUGGAAGAAGAACCAUUUAACCCAGACUAUGUUGAAGUAGACAGAGUACUGGAAGUUUCAUUUUGUGAAGAUAAGGAUACUGGUGAGCCCGUUAUUUACUACUUAGUAAAGUGGUGCUCAUUGCCAUAUGAAGAUAGUACCUGGGAACUAAAAGAAGAUGUAGAUCUUGCAAAAAUAGAAGAGUUUGAACAAUUGCAAGCUUCAAGGCCUGACACAAGACGCUUGGACCGUCCCCCUUCUAAUAUUUGGAAAAAAAUAGAUCAAUCCAGGGACUACAAAAAUGGCAACCAACUCAGGGAGUAUCAACUAGAAGGACUCAACUGGCUCUUGUUCAAUUGGUACAAUAGACGAAACUGCAUUUUAGCAGAUGAAAUGGGUCUUGGCAAAACCAUUCAGUCAAUUACAUUCCUCUACGAAAUCCUUCUGACUGGUAUACGAGGACCUUUCCUGAUUAUCGCUCCACUUUCUACUAUCGCAAACUGGGAGAGAGAGUUUCGUACAUGGACUGAUAUUAAUGUGGUGGUUUAUCAUGGGAGCCUGAUUAGCAGACAAAUGAUACAGCAGUAUGAGAUGUACUUCAGGGACUCACAGGGGCGUAUCAUUCGAGGAGCUUACAGAUUCCAAGCCAUCAUCACUACUUUUGAAAUGAUUCUUGGAGGCUGUGGAGAACUUAAUGCAAUUGAAUGGCGAUGUGUGAUUAUUGAUGAAGCACAUAGGUUAAAAAAUAAAAAUUGUAAACUCCUGGAAGGUCUGAAACUCAUGAAUCUGGAACACAAGGUGCUUUUGACUGGCACGCCCCUCCAAAAUACAGUUGAAGAACUAUUCAGUCUUCUUCAUUUUCUUGAACCCUUAAGGUUUCCCUCUGAAUCAACAUUUAUGCAAGAAUUUGGGGAUCUGAAAACAGAAGAACAGGUACAGAAACUUCAGGCUAUCCUAAAACCAAUGAUGCUGAGACGAUUGAAAGAAGAUGUGGAGAAGAAGUUGGCACCUAAGGAAGAAACCAUCAUUGAAGUAGAACUUACAAACAUUCAAAAGAAAUACUACCGGGCUAUUUUGGAGAAGAACUUUUCAUUUUUAUCCAAAGGAGCAGGACAAACUAAUGUACCUAACUUGGUUAAUACUAUGAUGGAGCUCAGGAAGUGCUGUAAUCAUCCAUACCUUAUUAAAGGUGCUGAGGAGAAAAUACUUGGAGAAUUUAGAGAUACAUAUAAUCCAGCUGCUUCUGAUUUUCAUCUUCAAGCAAUGAUCCAGUCUGCUGGUAAAUUGGUCCUUAUCGAUAAGUUGCUUCCCAAAAUGAAAGCAGGAGGUCAUAAAGUGCUCAUCUUCUCUCAGAUGGUACGGUGCCUUGACAUCCUGGAGGACUAUCUUAUACAUAAAAGGUAUUUAUAUGAGCGAAUUGAUGGAAGAGUCAGAGGGAAUCUACGACAAGCUGCUAUAGAUCGAUUUAGUAAACCUGAUUCAGAUCGAUUUGUUUUUCUUCUGUGUACCCGAGCUGGUGGAUUAGGCAUCAAUUUAACUGCAGCUGAUACAUGUAUAAUUUUUGAUUCUGAUUGGAAUCCUCAAAAUGAUCUUCAGGCCCAAGCUCGUUGCCACAGAAUUGGUCAGAACAAAGCAGUUAAAGUCUACCGACUAGUAACUCGUAACUCAUAUGAAAGAGAGAUGUUUGACCGAGCCAGCCUGAAACUGGGUCUAGAUAAGGCUGUGUUACAGAGCAUGAGUGGAAGAGAAAGUAGUGUUGGUGGUAUUCAACAGCUUUCUAAAAAAGAAAUAGAAGACCUGCUUCGGAGAGGUGCAUAUGGUGCUAUUAUGGAGGAAGAAGAUGAAGGCUCUAAAUUCUGUGAAGAGGAUAUUGAUCAGAUUUUACAACGUCGUACAAAAACUAUUACAAUUGAAUCAGAAGGACGUGGGUCAACAUUUGCCAAGGCAAGUUUUGUGGCCUCUGGGAACCGGACAGAUAUUUCCUUAGAUGAUCCCAACUUCUGGCAGAAAUGGGCUAAAAAGGCAGAAAUAGAUAUAGAUGCCAUCAGUGGCAGAAACAGCUUGGUUAUUGACACUCCAAGAAUUAGGAAGCAAACAAGACCCUUUAGUGCCACAAAAGAUGAAUUGGCUGAGUUAUCUGAAGCUGAAAGUGAAGGAGAUGAAAAGCCCAAACUCCGGAGACCGUGUGAUCGUUCCAAUGGCUAUGGAAGAACUGAAUGCUUUAGAGUAGAGAAGAAUCUGCUAGUUUAUGGGUGGGGCCGAUGGAGAGAGAUUCUCUCUCAUGGCCGUUUUAAAAGGCAACUGAAUGAGCAUGAUGUUGAGAUAAUUUGCCGAGCCCUUUUAGCAUAUUGCCUUGUUCACUACCGAGGAGAUGAGAAAAUUAAAGGGUUCAUAUGGGAUCUCAUUACGCCAACUGAAGAUGGGCAAACAAGGGAGCUGCAAAAUCAUCUAGGCCUGUCAGCUCCGGUACCCAGAGGUCGUAAAGGGAAGAAAGUAAAGACUCAAACAAGCUCAUUUGAUAUACAGAAAGCAGAAUGGCUUCGAAAAUAUAAUCCUGAACAGCUACUUCAAGAUGAAGGCUAUAAAAAACAUAUAAAACACCACUGUAAUAAGGUUUUGCUUCGUGUGAGAAUGCUGUAUUAUCUAAAGCAAGAAGUCAUUGGAAAUGAGUGUCAGAAAGUAUUUGAUGGUGUUGAUGCAAGUGACAUUGAUGUUUGGGUCCCAGAGCCAGACCACUCAGAAGUUCCUGCUGAGUGGUGGGAUUUUGAUGCUGAUAAGUCACUCCUUAUUGGAGUCUUUAAACAUGGUUAUGAAAAAUAUAACACUAUUCGAGCAGACCCAGCAUUAUGCUUCUUGGAAAGAGUGGGGAAACCUGAUGAAAAAGCAGUUGCCGCUGAACAGAGAGCAAAUGAUUAUAUGGAUGGCGAUGUGGAAGAUCCGGAAUACAAACCUGCCCCAGCUAUCUUUAAAGAUGACAUAGAGGAUGAUGUUUCUUCACCAGGAGAUCUUGUUAUAGCAGAUGGAGAUGGUCAACUGAUGGAGGGUGAUAAAGUUUAUUGGCCUACUCAGUCAGCUUUAACCACACGGCUGAGGCGUCUCAUCACUGCCUAUCAGCGUACCAAUAAAAACAGACAGAUCCAGCAGAUGCCACCAGUUUUCCCAGUGCCUGCCAGUGUCAUGCAGCCUCUUUAUGAAGAAGCCACUCUUAACCCUAAAAUGGCAGCCAAAAUAGAAAGACAGCAGAGAUGGACAAGGAGAGAAGAAGCUGACUUUUAUAGAGUUGUAUCUACAUUCGGAGUGGUAUUUGAUCCUGACAGAGGCCAGUUUGAUUGGACAAAAUUUAGAGCUAUGGCUAGGCUACAUAAGAAAACUGAUGAUAGUUUGGAGAAAUACUUGUAUGCAUUCAUGUCUAUGUGUCGGAGGGUUUGCCGUCUUCCUUCCAAAGAAGAAUUUGUGGAUACAAAUAUUUUUAUCCAGCCAAUCACGGAAGAACGUGCUUCUAGGACUUUGUAUCGCAUUGAACUUCUAAGGAAAGUACGGGAACAGGCUCUCCGACAUCCACAGUUAUUUGAACGCUUAAAACUUUGCCAUCCAAAUCCAGACUUACCCAUCUGGUGGGAAUGCGGCCCUCAUGAUAGGGAUUUGCUUAUUGGAGCUGCUAAACACGGAGUGAGCCGAACAGACUAUCACAUUCUUCGUGAUCCUGAACUCUCAUUUAUGGCAGCUCAAAGGAACUACAGUCAAAGUAAGAUGGCUCAUUCCAGGACUUCUACCCCACUUUUACAGCAAUAUCAAGUAGCACUUUCUGCUUCUCCUCUUACCUCUCUGCCUAGGCUCCUAGAUGCUAAAGGUAUAAUUCUAGAGGAUAUGAAAGUUAAAAGUGAAAACCUUAAAGAGGAGCCUCAGUCUUCUGAAGAAGAAUCUGUGUCUUCUGAGGAAACCAGGACACUAGUAAAGUCUGAGCCUGUCAGUCCAAAGAAUGGUGUUUUACCACAGGCUACUGGAGAUCAGAAAUCUGGUGGAAAAGGAGAAACAGACAGACGCAUGGUUGCAGCCAGAACAGAACCCCUAACUCCAAACCCAGCUUCUAAGAAACAGCGAGUCCACAAAAGAGGGUCAGAAUCUAGUUCUGAUUCUGACUCUGAUUCUGAGAGGUCAUCUUGUUCUUCCAGAUCAUCUUCCUCCUCUUCUUCCUCCUCCUCUUCCUGUUCCCACUCUCGAUCAGGCUCUAGUUCUUCUUCAUCCUCAUCUUGUUCUUCGGCAUCGUCUUCUUCCUCCUCUUCUUCUUCCUCCUCAUCAUCCUCUUCAUCUUCGUCCGAAGAGAGUGACAGUGAAGAAGAGGAAGUCCAAAAGCGAGCAGAAGGUACCCCUCACAUGAAAGCCUAUGAUGAAGAAAGUGUUGCAUCACUGAGCACUACCCAGGAUGAGACUCAGGAUAGUUUCCAGAUGAACAACGGAACACCAGAGUCUGCUUACAUCUUACAAGGUGGCUAUAUGCUGGCAGCAUCGUAUUGGCCAAAGGAUCGUGUGAUGAUCAACCGGUUGGACAGUAUUUGUCAAACAGUUUUGAAAGGGAAGUGGCCUUCAGCUAGAAGAAGUUGUGAUACUAAUACAGUGGCCUCUUUCUAUACCACAAAACUGCUGGACAGCCCUGGAGCAGCUACAGAAUAUAGUGAGCCCAGUGCACCCACUCCCCCAGGUGCAGGUGUUAAAGAAGAACAUGAUCAGUCACCACAGAUGUUAAAGGUGAAGAAGCAUGUACGAGAAAAGGAGUUUACAGUGAAAAUCAAAGACGAAGGUGGUUUGAAAUUGACAUUUCAGAAGCAAGGACUUGCUCAGAAGAGACCGUUUGAUAGUGAAGAUGGUGCUCUGGGGCAGCAGCAGUACCUCACUCGCCUUCGGGAGCUUCAAAGCGCAUCAGAGACCAGCCUCAUCAAUUUUCCAAAAUGUACACCAGUAUCAGGUACUUCCAUUCAGUCAACUCUUGGUGCCAAUGGAGUGAUAUUAGACAACCAGCCUAUAGUUAAAAAAAGACGAGGAAGGAGGAGGAAUGUAGAAGGUGUUGACAUCCUCUUUUUUAAUAGAAACAAACCACCUAAUCAUGUUACUAUAGGCAUAACCACCUCACAGAUUUCUGCAGGGAUAAAUCCAGCACUUUCUUAUACUCAACCUCAAGGAAUACCUGAUAUGGAAAGUCCAGUUCCAGUUAUUAACCUUAAAGAUGGGACGAGACUUGCAGGGGAUGAUGCACCGAAGAGGAAAGAUUUGGAAAAAUGGCUUAAGGAGCACCCAGGUUAUGUGGAAGAUUUAGGAGCGUUUAUUCCUAGAAUGCAGCUUCAUGAGGGGAGGCCAAAACAAAAAAGACACCGUUGCAGAAACCCCAAUAAAUUAGAUGUUAAUAGUCUCACUGGAGAAGAACGUGUUCAGCUGAUUAACAGAAGAAAUGCUAGGAAGGUUGGAGGUGCGUUUGCUCCCCCAUUGAAAGAUUUAUGUAGAUUCCUGAAGGAAAAUUCAGAGUAUGGAGUAGCUCCUGAAUGGGGAGAGGUUGUGAAGCAAUCUGGAUUUCUUCCAGAAAGUAUGUAUGAACGUAUUCUCACUGGUCCUGUUGUAAGAGAGGAAGUAAGCAGGCGAGGGAGACGGCCUAAAAGUGGGAUUUCGAAGGCUGCUGCGGCAGCGGCAGCAGCAGCUGCAAACGCCACAAGUGUUUCAGGCAGUCCUUUGUUAGCCAAUGGAUUACUUCCAGGUGUGGAUCUGACGACUCUUCAGGCCUUACAACAAAACCUACAAAAUUUGCAGUCACUGCAGGUAACUGCAGGGCUGAUGGGAAUGCCUGCUAGCCUGUCUUCUGGAGGAGAAGCUAAAAACAUGGCCGCCAUGUUCCCCAUGCUGCUGUCAGGAAUGGCUGGAUUACCAAAUCUGUUGGGCAUGGGAGGACUCCUGACAAAGCCUACAGAAUCUGGGACAGAAGAGAAAAAGGGAAAUGACUCUAAGGAGCUAGAAGGAAAAAAAGAAAGGACAGAGAGCCAAAAUUCAGAGAAUGGUGGAGAAAACUCUGUGUCAGGUUCUCCUUCAACGUCCUCUUCUGCUGCAUUAAAUACAGCUGCAGCUGCCAACCCGUUAGCUCUUAACCCACUAUUACUAUCGAAUAUACUUUAUCCAGGGAUGCUUCUCACUCCAGGCCUUAAUCUUCAUAUUCCAACUUUGUCCCAGUCCAAUACUUUUGAUGUACAGAAAAACAAAAACAGUGACUUAGGCUCAUCUAAGUCUGUAGAAGUAAAGGAAGAAGAUUCCAGAGUCAGAGAUCAGGAGGACAAAGGGGGAACUGAGCCAAGUCCUGUCAAUGAAAACAGCACAGAUGAGGGUUCAGAAAAAGCCGAUGCUUCAUCUGGAUCUGAUAGUACGUCAUCGUCCUCCGAGGAUUCAGAUUCUAGUAAUGAAGACUGAUUCCUAAACUCUGCACUUAAAUUAUGAACUGAUUUUGGAUUCUUUUUCUUUAAUUAUUAAUUGUAAAUAUCCCAGUGUUGAGUGCAUCAAUAACUUACUGACCGAACAUUUCAGUUAUUUGUUUAGAAGUGCAAACUGCUUUCAGAGACAUUUUGCAUGUAAUAUUUCUUAAGAUUCAUAAGUUUCUGAACUCGUAUGUACUAUCAAAUACAUAAAGGUGUAAAAUUACAACAAAAGGCAUUAUAAUUUUGUUGGGGGUUAAUUUUAUGAAAAUUAUGCUCGAUAAGAGUUGUAUAAUAUAUUUGCAGUAAACACAGAAUACUUUAUGCAUAUUACUGAUUUAAUUUGAAUAUAGUUUUACAGCCUCCUUGACACCUAUAAUUUACAGAUCAAAACUCAGCAAUAAUUUGGGCAGCUAAUGAAUGUCAUGAAAGCUGUAGAAUCUACAUCACCAUCCAUUGCUUUAAUUACAUGAAAAUGCUCUAGUGUUGUGAUGCACUGCUGAUGUUUCCAAUUCAGGUACAAGUUUGUUUUAAAGAAGAAAUAAGUUUCCCAAUCAGCCAAUUUAACUGGCUACCUGUUACCUCAGCUGAGUUAGUUUAGGAAGUUUACAUUCGUUUCUAAUUCUAUACUUGUUUUCAGGGGUUUUUUAAACACAUCCUAUAUAUCAUGUUAAUCUGGCAAGAAAUAAUGACUUGCUUUUUGCUGAGCUUAACUUUGGUAUCAGUGAAAGUAAGUCAUAAAAUAAUCCUGUGUCAUGUGACUUUGGCACCCUAUAGACAUACUUAUUUUUAACUUUUCAAAGUUUGGCCUCCUAUUAGAAAUAAUUAUGUCUCUGAUUGAGUAGUGUCUGUUUCCAGGGUUCAGAAAAGGCAAACUGAUGAAUGCCACUGAAAAGAACUUCAACACAGCAUACGUCAUGUAAAAGAAAUCGUUUGUUUGCUUUCUUUGUGUUUUAUGUCAUAGAAUUCUUCCAAAAUUAACAAAUAGUGGUAAAGUAAUAUGCAGAUAUUCUAAAUUCAUUUGAGUUUCUAGGUGUAAGCAGAUUAAAUGUUGCCCAGAAUCAGUGUUGGGUUAUCAGUUUAUAUUAAAUAUGCUGAGUUGCCCAUUUUGAAAAUGCACUUUGAAUAAUCUCAAAAAGAUAAACAAGUUAUACCUAUAAACCACAAAAACGAAGCCAAAGGCUUCUGUUCAAUUUCUUAGAACCCUUUACCCUGUAAAAUUUGUCUGAUAUUUGAUUUCUGAUACAAUUUCUCCUGCUUAAGCUGCUAUUAUUCUGACAAGGUAGAGAUCCAGGUUUACCUUCAUAUAUAUUUAAAACAAUUAGAACUAAAUUGGACUUAAAAAUAUUAUUUACGUUUUAAGGAGAGAUAACUGUCAGCAUUUUUCUGAUACUCAAGUAAGUCAGUGAUAAAGUUUGCAAGGGGAUAAAUUUAGGAGUAAAAGUUAACCCAGUUCUCUCCCACAGAAAAUAUAACUUUCAUUAUAUUUUGAUAGAACUCUGUUGUUUUGUCAUGAAUUAAGCAAUUGCAUUGGGUUUUACCAAGACCUUUACCAGUAAAUUAUGUUUCUGUAUGUAAAAUACUAACCCCAUUAUUAGAAAAACAGUGUUAUAUGUAUUUACAAAAUUUUAUAAGUUCAUAGGGAUUGUAUUGAUUUUUGUAUUUUCCCAAAAUAGUACUUUUAAUUGAUGGUCCUUUAUGCAGUGUCUUAGCAAUAGUCAUUAUAAUGCCCACCCAGAAGUGGGUAGUAACUCUUCAUCAUGAAAAUGAUAUAUUACAUAUUUAGUAUCUUCCCUUUGCAGUAUUGCACUUUUGUUUACUAGAGUACACCUAUGAAAUAGCCAAAGUUUUUCACAGUUAACUUAGUUUGCCAGUGGGGUAUUUCAACACCAUCCAUUCUUUCCUUCCCUCCCUCUAGUUCUACCCACAUAGUCUUUAUUCCUUUCAUUCCCCAAUUUAAAAAAUAAAAAGAAAAGAAAAAAAAAA